AUGCAACUCGAUGCCUUCCGCAAAGCCACCGUCAAGGGCGUCGCCACCCGCGUCGGUGGCGCCGACGUCAAAAAGCUCAAAAUAGAACUCGCCCGCGCCAUGGGUGAGCGCUGCGUCGACGCGCUGCUGAAAAAGGGCGCGAGCGUCGACAGCAUUCGCAUGUCGAACCGCGCCUUAGUGUACGUCGUGGACGGUGUUCCGCUCUUCUUCGACCCCUCGGGCGGGCGAUACGAGAUGUUUCCCACGGUGUACGCCCUGUGGGCGCUCGGCGACGCGCACGCGCUCGCGCGCGUCGAGACGCACAGCGAGGUGUCGCCGAAGGUGUUGGGCGGCGCUGACUUGAUGCUGCCGGGCGUCACGAGCGACGUCUCUGCUUGGACGGAGAACGAGUUAGCGGCUGUCUACGUGACCGGGAACGACAUUCCGUUCGCGGUCGGAGUGAUUGGGUGCGACGCCGCGCGCGCGGUUGCGAGCGGGAUGAAGGGCGUCGGCGUGCGGCUCGCGCACGCGUACGGAGACGCGGUGUGGGCGUUGGGGGACAAAUCGGCGCCCUCCGCGGCGUUCUCGCGAGGAAGGAUUUACAAGACGGGAGAAGUGGCGCCGGAGACGCCGGCUUUGAUUUUGGAGGAGGAUAAGGCGCCCGAGACGGUGGCGGCGGCGAUUGGCGCGAUGACGUUGAGUGAGACGGCGCCAGGCGCGGAAGAGGAAGAAAUUCACGACGUGAGCACUCCUGAAAAGAUGGACGCGAUGCUCGAGCGAUGCUUCGCGAUCGGGGCGAACAAGGUGAGCGAUGCGGAAUUGCCCAUGCGAUGUGAGAACUUUUACGCGAACUUUGUGCUUCCCGCGCGACCGGAGGGCGUGCAGCUCGACUUGAAGCACUCGACUUAUAAGAAGCAGGCAAAGUUAUUCAGCGUCAUGGAGAAGAAACACAAGUUGAUCAAAACAAAGUUGGUGCAUAAGAUUGAGAAUAUCGUUGCCAUCGAGCGCGAGCACGCGUUGUUAGCCAAGUACGCCGUCGCGUCUACGCCGGAGGUUUCGAUCGAGUCGGACGCAAUCGCGCCGCCGAUCGGCUCGGCGACGAUCGAAGUGCAGAAGCGGUACAGGGCUUCCACAAUGUAUCGUCCUAUCUUUGGACAGUGGGCGAUCGAGAAUAAGGAACGGCUUUACACCAAGACCGAGGCGCACGCCGCGUUGUCGAAAUACGUCGUCGCCAACGCGCUCGGCGAUGGCAAGCCCGGGAGCGAAGUAAAGCUCGAUACUUUACUUGGGAAGGAAUUAUUCAACAAGAAAGAGGUUGAGUACGGUACGGACUCCCUGUACCCGCUCGAUGACCUGUUCGAACGUCUCAUCGGUAAGCUUCAGCCCCACGUUGUGGUGCAAUCGACGCGCAACGGCGAGACGACAGAGUUCGUGAAGAAGGGCAGUCUCAAGCCAAUCGUCAUAAAAGCAGAAGACCGUGGACGUCGUAAAUACAUCACGCGAAUCAGUGGCAUGGAGACCUUUUGCAUUUUGCCUGAAGAACUCGCCGCGAUCUUGAAGAAGGAGUUCUCCGCAUCCGUCUCGAUCGACGAUUUACCGGGCAAGCACGAUCACGGAAAGGAACUCUCCAUACAGGGCCACGUCGUCAUCCAGCUCGCGGACUUACUCCGUAAGAACAUGGGCGUGCCCGCAAAGUUUAUCGACGCGCAAAACUAA
This is a messenger RNA of Ostreococcus lucimarinus CCE9901, 1695 nucleotides long. RefSeq lists its product with no specific name. The record is from RefSeq and is a predicted model, not a curated record. The transcript has a single exon. The coding region runs from base 1 to 1695 and encodes 564 amino acids. Gene Ontology annotation, molecular function: translation initiation factor activity. Gene Ontology annotation, biological process: formation of translation preinitiation complex; translational initiation. NCBI's taxonomy places the organism in Eukaryota, Viridiplantae, Chlorophyta, Mamiellophyceae, Mamiellales, Bathycoccaceae.